This is a messenger RNA of Microtus oregoni (creeping vole), 370 nucleotides long. RefSeq names its product tubulin beta-4B chain-like. Gene Ontology annotation, molecular function: GTPase activity; GTP binding; structural constituent of cytoskeleton. Lineage: Eukaryota; Metazoa; Chordata; Mammalia; Rodentia; Cricetidae. The transcript is spliced from 5 exons. Gene Ontology annotation, cellular component: cytoplasm; microtubule. Gene Ontology annotation, biological process: neuron migration; mitotic cell cycle; microtubule cytoskeleton organization. The record is from RefSeq and is a predicted model, not a curated record. Bases 1 to 279 code for a protein of 92 amino acids.
AUGGCUGGAGAACUAGUGAACGCCUAUGAGGUGAUAAGCGAUGAGCAUGGCAUCGACCCCACCGGCAGUUACCACGGUGACAGUGACUUGCAGCUGGAGAGAAUCAAUGUGUACUACAAUGAAGCUGCUGGCAACAAAUACGUACCCCGGGCCAUCCUGGUGGACCUGGAGCCGGGCACCAUGGAUUCAGUGAGGUCAGGACCCUUCGGCCAGAUCUUCAGACCAGACAACUUUGUGUUCGAGGCAGCUCCUUUCCCUCAAGUUGAUUCUUUUGUUUGAGAAAGUCUCUUACACCCCAGGAUGACCCUCUUGCCCUACCCAUCCAGAACCUGGAAACAACCUAGAUGCCCUUCAAUGGAAGAAUGGAUGA